Messenger RNA from Ostrinia furnacalis (Asian corn borer), 3601 nucleotides. It is a transcript of the gene gas2, whose product is annotated as growth arrest-specific protein 2. The transcript is spliced from 11 exons. The record is from RefSeq and is a predicted model, not a curated record. NCBI's taxonomy places the organism in Eukaryota, Metazoa, Arthropoda, Insecta, Lepidoptera, Crambidae. Gene Ontology annotation, cellular component: actin filament. Gene Ontology annotation, molecular function: cytoskeletal adaptor activity; microtubule binding; actin filament binding. Gene Ontology annotation, biological process: actin crosslink formation. The coding region runs from base 270 to 2390 and encodes 706 amino acids.
CAGCGACUCGCUGCGGCCAUAUCGCACCGCGCAGCCGUGCAGCGCGCACGCACCUUACCGCUCGGCAGCGUUCGGAAAACAUCGCGGCAUCUCGUAGUUAACCCGACAAUUUGUGAGUGAGAGUGUGUGCACUGUGGAGCUGCAGUUAUGCGAGGAGUUUCCAAUUGUUGAUGCUGUUUCGGCGCGGUGGUGGCGCGUUCCCAGAGCAAUAUCAGUUCGCUGUUGUUUGUAUGAUGCGACGCCUGUCUUGAACCCGCCCAGGCCUGGAGAUGGCGUACUACCGCUGCGGGCCCACGGCCAUCGGCAGCCGGACCUCGUGGGGGCCUGUAUCCUCACCCUCCGAGCCUCCGAGCUUCGAGCGGCCCCUCAGCGGCAACUUCGAUCGCAUCUUCAACGCGUUCGAGCGCACCAACGCCUUCGAGUACGUCAAGAGCCUGGAUGAGAAGGAGGAGAGGCACGUCGGCCAUGGAGAUAUAGUCGUCAAUAGGAAGAUGAGCAGUAGUUUUGAGAGGGCGGACUGCGCGCUGGCCGCGCAGACGCCGUGCGAGGAUGAUGAGGACUUCUACCGGGAGAAGAUCCUGUACUCGCAGGCCAGGCAGCUGUUCCCGCUGCAGGAGGACUUGGCUGACUGGAUUAACAAAACCAUAGGGAUCUCGUACCUGACCGGGGAGAACUUCCUGGACGUGCUGGACAACGGCGCGGAGCUGUGCCAGCUGGCCGCCGUGCUGCACGCGCGCGCCCGCGAAGCCUUCGACCAGGGCCUCAUCGUGGGGCCGGUGCCGCAAAUCCGCGGUCGCUGCUGGCAGCGCGCGGCGCGGCGCAGCUUCUUCUCGCGCGACAACACCGAGAACUUCCUGACCUUCUGCCGCGACCUCGGCGUGCACGAGAACUUGCUGUUCGAGAGCGACGACCUCGUGCUGCACAACCAGCCGCGGCAGGUGAUCCUGUGCCUGCUGGAGGUGGCGCGGCUGGCGACGCGCUUCGCUGUGGAGCCGCCCGGGCUCGUCGCGCUCGAGAAGGAGAUCGCGCUGGAGGAGCGCGACUCGGGGCUCGACUCCGCCGUGUCCGGCGCCGCCUGGCAGUUCCGCGACGCCUCGCCCGUGCCGGACGCGGACAAAUCUACAAGCGUUCCGCCGCCAUCUUCGCCUGAACCUAAUGACUCGCAACUGUCGGUGCCAGACAACGUGGAUGCGGAGAGCACGAAGUCGGAGGAGACGGUGGCCAGUACGGAUUCCGACGUGCCGCUGAAACCUACCAAUGAGCUCGACAAGAGGGUGCAGUUGGUGACGCGUCUGAUGGAGCGCGGCUGCCGCUGCGGCGACGGCAAGUGCUCCAAGCUGCUGAAGGUCAAGAAGGUCGGCGAGGGCCGCUACAACAUCGCCGGCAGGAACGUCUUCAUCCGGCUGCUGAAGGGGCGUCACAUGAUGGUCCGCGUGGGCGGCGGCUGGGACACGCUGGAGCACUUCCUGUCGCGGCACGAGCCCUGCCAGGUGCGCCUCGUCACGCCCGGCCGCCGCGCGCCGUCCCUGCCCGUCCCCCUGCCCUCCCCGCCGCCCUCCCCCUCCCCCGCCAGCAGCAAGGCGUCCGUCGCCGGCACCGUCUCUCCCAUCGACAGCAAGGCCUCCUCCCUCAGCGGACAGUUAUCCCCCAUAGAUUCCAAACUCGGCAGCACUCGCGGCUCAAGCAAAACCAGCAGCGGCAAAAGCUCCCCCGCGCUCGAACCCCGUCGCACGUCCACCCCCACCAAGCCUGCUCCCGUCCGCAGCCUCAAAUCAACCCUGACCCUCCCCCUGAAGCCUGAAGACAAGAAAUCAGCCCCGCGCACCAGGAAGCAAUCAGCACCGUCCAGCUUCAGCACCCCUAACACCCCCACGGGCCGCGCGGUGCGCACGCCGCCUGCCGAAUACAGGAAGUCGCUCACCACCACCAGCCUGCUCGCCACCCCUAAAAAGUCCCGCAGCAUGAGCCUGGCGACGGCCCCGAAGGAGGAGAAGAAGUUCUGCGGGACGGACCGGCUGAACCAGGCCAAGAAGAAGAGCAUCAGUGCUGCCAGCACGCCGACGGAAUCUCCCGCGGUGACGGCGCGGAAAACCCGCAGCCAGAGCCUCGCCUCCACGCCGGUCGAGACCAAAAAGUCGUUUUCCACCGCCAACGGCUACGCCAAGAAGACCCGCAGCAUGAGUCUCGCGACGCCCACGGAGCCUCUGCGGCCGACGCACAAGAGCCUGUCUCUGACGGGCAGCGGAGCCUUAACGCAGGCCGCCAUCGAGGAGAGCAUCCGGCUGUCUUUAGAGGCGACUAUAGCUGAUAACUCUUCUUCCAAAAAGCCGUUUCUGCACAUCAAAGCCAAAUACAGGAGUCCCCCGCCUCGGGAGGUGCCCCCCAGAUAACUCCGGAAUCAUUCCAGUAGUGUAUAGUGUGACGUGGCCGAUCUCCUCACUCCGCAAUCUCACGUAUCGUCUCGUAGCGAGUAGACGCUUAAUUUAAUUCUCACAUUCAUGCCCCCCGGGGACUAGUCAUAAUGAAUUGUUUUAAUUGUAAUGUUAUAAUGAUAAUCGGUUAGUUUUAAGCAAUGAUAACGAUGGCAAUAAUGAUUCAGAUUAUAUUUUGCAUACCUUAGGAAUUAUUUGUUUGUGAAUUUUUUUCGUUAUUUAUGAAUUAGGUUACGAAUUCUCUUAUGUUUCAUCGCCAUAAGUAAUUUUAGUUUUUCACCUCAUUAUUUCGCAACGUUGUAAAUUAUUGUAAGUGUAGUUGUUUUCCGUACUUUUCUUAUUUUCAGCUGAGUUAGACCGUGCACUUGUAAAUUAGGAAUAAAGUGGCCUCACAACACUAGCGACCUCUAUGGUACAAAUACGUUAUAUCGACACAUCCUAUAUUUUGAUACUGAACGAAAAUAUUUUUGCACUGACUUGAUAGACGCACUAGACACGGAUAGUACCUAGCCCUAGUAGAGUAAGACCCUAUGGUUGUACCGUUGAAGGACCUAGAAUGUCUUUAUUCGCAAGAUAUCUCCACCUCCUCGACUUCUAAGCCUAUUUACAUUCUGACUUCACAACAGACUGUUCUAUAGGUUUUCUCGAACUUAGAAUCUUGUUUCUUUUCGCAUUGAAGCGACUCGAUUAUCGAAUUAUUUAUUGUAUCGAUCGACGAGUCCUAGAAUUAAUAUUUUAACUAUUCUCUAUUUAUUCUGCGAAAUUGUACGAACUAUAGCUGAAAGCCAUAUUUAUUCUAUUUCUGCUAAUUAUUUUAUCAGAGCGACUUUGAAUAAAGCUAUCAACGAAUAGAAUUAAGGAAGUUGAGAUUACCAUAAUCUAAUAAAUUGAAAAUCUGCUAUUUUCAUACAUACCAAAUCAAAUAAGAUUAAAUAAAAAAGAGUGCUUAGAGAUAGUGGAAAUGGCAGAUUUAAGUAGUUAUACAAAAACAUUUUGAAUCUAAAAGAAUAUCAAGAAUGAGCUUAGCAGUAGCAAGUUUUACAAUAACGAUUACUUAUGAUGAGCGAUGGUGAUUCAACUGCCGAGUGCCGACUACCUACCUAUCUGCAAUAUUGUGCCAACAGUUUUAAUUAUGUAUGGUUGAUAAUAAAGUUUUUAAUAUUCGGUAA